GUGCGGAGCGGGUGCCCGGCGCGGAGAGCUGCGAGCGCAGCCAUGCCCCAGGCCGCCUCCGGGGCAGUAGCAGCGGCGGCCGGGGCGCUGGCCGGGGGCGCCGGGGGGCCGACGGUGGCCCGGGGACGACGAUGAAGCGGCAGAAUGUGCGCACGCUGUCGCUCAUCGUGUGCACCUUCACCUACCUGCUGGUGGGCGCCGCGGUCUUCGACGCGCUCGAGUCGGAGCCCGAGCUGAUCGAGCGACAGCGGCUGGAGCUGCGACAGCAGGAGCUGCGGGCGCGCUACAACCUCAGCGAGGGCGGCUACGAGGAGCUCGAGCGCGUCGUGCUGCGCCUCAAGCCGCACAAGGCCGGCGUGCAGUGGCGCUUCGCCGGCUCCUUCUACUUCGCCAUCACGGUCAUCACCACCAUCGGCUACGGCCACGCAGCGCCCAGCACGGAUGGAGGCAAGGUGUUCUGCAUGUUCUAUGCGUUGCUGGGCAUCCCACUCACGCUCGUCAUGUUCCAGAGCCUGGGCGAGCGCAUUAACACCUUUGUGAGGUACCUGCUGCACCGUGCCAAGAAGGGGCUGGGCAUGCGGCGCGCCGACGUGUCCAUGGCCAACAUGGUGCUCAUCGGCCUCUUCUCGUGCAUGAGCACGCUGUGCAUCGGCGCCGCCGCCUUCUCCUACUAUGAGCACUGGACCUUCUUCCAGGCCUACUACUACUGCUUCAUCACGCUCACCACCAUCGGCUUCGGCGACUACGUGGCGCUGCAGAAGGACCAGGCGCUGCAGACGCAGCCGCAGUACGUGGCCUUCAGCUUCGUCUACAUCCUCACGGGCCUCACGGUCAUCGGCGCCUUCCUCAACCUCGUGGUGCUGCGUUUCAUGACCAUGAACGCCGAGGACGAGAAGCGUGACGCCGAGCACCGCGCGCUGCUGACGCACAACGGGCAGGCGGGUGGCGGCGGUCUGGGUGGCCUCAGCUGCCUGGGCGUGGGCACCGGCGACAGCGCGCUCACCACCGACACGGUCUCGUCCAUGGCGGCCCCGGGUGGCAGCGGCAGCGGCUUCCGCAACGUCUAUGCCGAGGUGCUGCACUUCCAGUCCAUGUGCUCGUGCCUCUGGUACAAGAGUCGCGAGAAGCUGCAGUACUCCAUCCCCAUGAUCAUCCCGCGGGACCUGUCCACGUCCGACACGUGCGUGGAGCAGAGCCACUCGUCGCCGGGAGGGGGUGGCCGCUACAGCGACACGCCCUCGCACCGCUGCCUCUGCAGUGGGACGCAGCGCUCGGCCAUCAGCUCGGUGUCCACGGGCCUGCACAGCCUGUCCACCUUCCGCGGCCUCAUGAAGCGCAGGAGCUCCGUGUGA
Molecule: messenger RNA, 1352 nt
Organism: Castor canadensis (American beaver)
Lineage: Eukaryota; Metazoa; Chordata; Mammalia; Rodentia; Castoridae
Gene: Kcnk3
Product: potassium two pore domain channel subfamily K member 3
Biological process (GO): stabilization of membrane potential; potassium ion transmembrane transport
Cellular component (GO): plasma membrane
Molecular function (GO): open rectifier potassium channel activity; outward rectifier potassium channel activity; potassium ion leak channel activity
Source: RefSeq, a predicted model, not a curated record